CACAGCAGAUGCGCUGGUCCCUCUGGGUACCCCCCACCAACGGCCGGUUGGUUGAUUGGGCGACAGGCUACCCAUGAACAACUUCGUGGAAUCAGCGCGAAGACGGUUGCUUUUAAUUUCUCCCCAACUUAACCCGACGAACGCAAUCUCCUUAGCUUCCCUUUUGCGCCUUCGUUCAGUUUGUUUUCUUUUCUCGACUCGAUAUCCUCUAGAAACGAACGCUUUUCGCCCUUCUCCUACGUCGCUUGUUUGCGCUCUCACGAUUCCGAAUAAUAAAUCACACCCUACAACAAUCAGUUCAAAAUGGGCGAGUCGAGACAAGAGCUUGUUGCAUGGCUUAACAGCCUGCUUCAGCUUAACAUCACCAAGGUUGAGCAAUGCGGUACUGGUGCUGCCCUCUGCCAGGUUUUUGACAGUAUCUACAUGGACGUUCCCAUGUCCAAGGUCAAGUUCAAUGUGAACUCUGAAUACUUGUAUAUUCAAAAUUUCAAGGUCUUGCAAAACACCUUUACCAAGCACCAGAUUGACAAGCCUAUUCCUGUCUCCGCACUUAUCAAGUGCAAGAUGCAGGACAACCUCGAGUUUCUCCAGUGGACAAAGCGAUUUUGGGAUCUUAACUUCCCCGACCACGAGUACGAUGCCGUUGCCCGCCGAAAAGGUGGCUCAAUGCCUCCCGCUGCCGCCGCACCCCGACCUGCUGCUAGCACUGGCGCCGCUCGCCGUGUGGGUAGCGGUACCCCCAGUGGUGGACCCCGAGUUGCAAAGGCCGCUGGACCCGCUACCGCAGCUCUUCAGCAAGAAAAUGCCACAUUGAAGGAGACUGUCACAGGCCUGGAGAGGGAGCGAGAUUUCUACUUCAGCAAGUUGCGGGAUAUUGAGCUACUUGUCCAACAGGCUGUUGAUGAGGACCCGGAGCUGGAGAAACAAGAGGAUGGCCUCGUAAAGCAGAUCCAAACUAUCCUUUACUCAACGGAGGAAGGAUUCGAGAUUCCUGCUGAGGGCGAGGGUCUCGAUGACCAAGAGACCUUUUAAACUUGUUGAUGGCAUCGAAGGCUGGAAGAUGUACUUAACGCGACCACGAUUUGGGCUGGGGUGACACACUGGUUUCUCUGGCACGAGUUAAACAGGGCAUGGAUAUGGAGUUGUGACCCAAAACCUUUGGGGAGGGAGUUCGCUGAGCUGAUGGAGGACAAGAUUUGGCUCUAGAAGCGAAGGUUGUCUCUGUACUUGUUCUGGGGCUCGCAUAGAGUACUCGAGAAUGAGGGUAAAAAUUGAUCUUGUUGGACACUCGAGCUUGUGUCGCUGUGUUUCGAGUAACGUUAUGGCCAGCAAAUGGGAGCGGGACGGGCCGAGACCAUGGAAGUCAAAGUCAAACUUGGGAAGUAUAGAAACAAGCACGGCUGAGUUGACUUGUUAGAGUAAUGUGAUGACUUUGUACAUAAACUGUCGAGAUACCCAAAGUAUACAUUGUUUGGGCUGGAGUGUGAUACAAAUGAUAUUCAAGCUGACAGCCUGUGGGAUAAUAUGCUACUAAUACACUCUGAG
Molecule: messenger RNA, 1545 nt
Organism: Fusarium odoratissimum NRRL 54006
Lineage: Eukaryota; Fungi; Ascomycota; Sordariomycetes; Hypocreales; Nectriaceae
Product: RP/EB family microtubule-associated protein
Exons: 4
Coding region: 304-1032 (242 amino acids)
Biological process (GO): regulation of microtubule polymerization or depolymerization; spindle assembly; protein localization to microtubule plus-end
Cellular component (GO): microtubule plus-end; microtubule organizing center; spindle midzone
Molecular function (GO): microtubule plus-end binding
Source: RefSeq, a predicted model, not a curated record